CACACAAGAAACAAUGAGCAAUCUCAAAGAGUUAUCAGUGAAAUGUCCAUUCCAUCUACAUCUGAAGUAGUUUGUUUGCCUCAUCCAGUCUCGCCUGACAUUACCAUUGAACAUGAGGAAACUUUGCCUCCCACCUCCAUAGCACAAGAGACAAUUAUCAUUGAAUCAGAAGGCACAGAGAACCAAUCAGAAUCUGAUCAAGCGGCCAUCGCCAUAAUGAGCCCUUCUCAGAGUUACACAGAAGAGGCUGAGCCUUUAGCGGGCAACGAGGAGUUCACAGCAAUAGCUUCCACUGAAGAAGCAGAGGAAGGCUUACAACAAGAAGAGGUACUUUGUGAAGAGAAAGACUCAGGCGUCUGUGAAGUCCAGCAGAUCUACCUAACCACAGACGGCUCUACUGUGGUGGUGUCAGAGUUUGAAAACGAGGGAGAGGAGGAGACUCAACUGCAGUUUCUAGAUCAAUCAGAGAUGGUGGAAACGUCUGGUGUGAGGCAAGUCAGUUUAGAGCAGUGGAUUUCAGAAUUAACAGGAAAGGGCAUCUCUCUACCAGUUUUGCCUCCAACUCCUGUUGAGAUUGUGAGGGAAGAGACCAUCUACGUUCCUGUCAUAGAAAGACCACCGUCUGUGAAGUCUAUCAUUCACAGAAAGAGCAGUCCGCCUCGAGCCGCAGUUUCCCAAAAAGGCAGCGGCCACUCCUUCUGA
This is a messenger RNA of Carassius auratus (goldfish), 702 nucleotides long. RefSeq lists its product as uncharacterized. The record is from RefSeq and is a predicted model, not a curated record. Lineage: Eukaryota; Metazoa; Chordata; Actinopteri; Cypriniformes; Cyprinidae. The coding region runs from base 43 to 702 and encodes 219 amino acids. The transcript has 2 exons.